This is a messenger RNA of Oryza brachyantha (malo sina), 805 nucleotides long. Its product is annotated as probable glucosamine 6-phosphate N-acetyltransferase 2. Bases 71 to 586 code for a protein of 171 amino acids. The record is from RefSeq and is a predicted model, not a curated record. Gene Ontology annotation, cellular component: endoplasmic reticulum-Golgi intermediate compartment; Golgi apparatus; endoplasmic reticulum. NCBI's taxonomy places the organism in Eukaryota, Viridiplantae, Streptophyta, Magnoliopsida, Poales, Poaceae. Gene Ontology annotation, molecular function: glucosamine 6-phosphate N-acetyltransferase activity; monosaccharide binding. Gene Ontology annotation, biological process: UDP-N-acetylglucosamine biosynthetic process. The transcript has 2 exons.
CACUUGUGAGUUGUGAAGGCCGAGAAGCCCAAGAAGCUCUCGAGCCCGAGUCGUGGCUCGUGAGCUCGAGAUGGCAUCCACCUCGCCGGAACUCUCCACGGCCGCCGCCGCCGCUGCAGAGACCGACGGUACCGUCCAAAUCCGUCGCCUGGAGGUGACCGACCACGGGAAGGGCUUCGUGGAGCUCCUCUCCCAGCUCUCGGCCUGCCCGGACCUCACCGCGUCCGAGUUCAACGCGUGCUUCGCGGACCUUGCGGCCCUCGGCGACGACCACGUCAUCCUCGUGGCGGAGGACCUCGCCGCCGCCGCCGCCGCCCCGGAGAGGAGGAUCCUCGCCACGGGGUGCCUCUUCGUCGAGCGCAAGUUCCUGCGCGGCGGCGGGAAGGUCGGGCACGUGGAGGACGUCGUGGUCGACGCCGCCGCGCGCGGCCGAGGGCUCGGGCUCAGCGUCGUGCGUCGCCUCGUGGAGAUCGCCAAGGAGGCCGGGUGCUACAAGGUCAUCCUCGAUUGCACCCCCGAGCUCCGCGCGUACUACGCCAAGUGCGGAUUCGUGGAGAAGGGGGUUCAGAUGGCAAUCUACUUCUAAUCCACAGGGAAAUUGUUGCUUAUGGGCACCAUGCCAAUAUUACACUGAAGUUCCAACUCCAUCUAGAACAGUUCCAAGCCUUGAGUACCACUGGAUUUUUUUACAACAGCUUGUAUCAGUAUGACACUGAAGUUUUAUUGGCCCAUAGAUUCUCCGAGAGGAGCAAAGCUUUGAGAAUGAAAUUGCAGCGACGUGUUCCUACUUUUGUUCGUUCUUCAA